GGGCUACCACCGCCAGCCGACGCCAUGGAAACUGAUAACGCGGCUACGGGUGAACGAUUCUCUCCUGAGGUUCUGGGCUUCGUGCAGCUUGCUAUAGAUCAGGCAAAGCUUGCGUUGGACAGCCUUGAAGUUCCAGUUGGCUGUGUGAUUGUUGAGGAUGGGAACGUUAUUGCGGCAGGAAGAAACCGGACCAACGAGACGCGGAAUGCAACGAGACAUGCAGAGAUGGAAGCUCUUGAUGUUCUUCUUGUACAGUGGCAGAGGAGUGGAUUUUCGGCUGCAGAAGUUGCAGAGAAGUUUUCUGUGUGCUCCUUUUAUGUGACAUGUGAACCAUGCAUAAUGUGUGCAGCGGCAUUAUCAAUCAUCGGUGUAAAGGAAGUAUACUAUGGCUGUGCAAAUGAUAAAUUUGGAGGCUGUGGCUCAAUACUGUCGUUGAAUUCAAGUAGCUCUGAGGCAUGCAUUAGCAUUGGGAAUUCUGGAUCAAAGGUUUUCAAAUGCUGUGGAGGCAUAAUGGCAUCAAAAGCCAUUUCUCUUCUGCGAGAUUUUUAUGAACGAGGAAACCCUAAUGCUCCAAAGCCUCACAGGUCAUGGGUCACUCAGGCUUAAAAGUAGAUUUAUGUGCAUUGAUUCUUCCUGUUGAAUCUUCUCAUGCCUUUGCACAACUAGGUAAGACCUUUGGACUUAUAAUUCCUUGCUUUUCUGAACAUCA
Molecule: messenger RNA, 709 nt
Organism: Rhodamnia argentea
Lineage: Eukaryota; Viridiplantae; Streptophyta; Magnoliopsida; Myrtales; Myrtaceae
Product: tRNA-specific adenosine deaminase TAD2-like
Exons: 8
Coding region: 25-606 (193 amino acids)
Biological process (GO): tRNA wobble adenosine to inosine editing
Molecular function (GO): zinc ion binding; tRNA-specific adenosine-34 deaminase activity
Source: RefSeq, a predicted model, not a curated record